Haemonchus placei is the source of this 144-nucleotide messenger RNA. The record is from the annotation of a GenBank genome assembly. Lineage: Eukaryota; Metazoa; Nematoda; Chromadorea; Rhabditida; Trichostrongylidae.
AUGUUCGACGAGCCGGUCGUAUUCUUCAUCGAUGUUGUCGAGACGAUGGUCCGAUCCUGUGUAGAACUUCGGAACAACAGCGACGUCGGUCAGGCAAAAUCUCCGAUUGAAGAUGAUGUGGCCUAUUUCAUUAUGGAACUGUAG